This is a messenger RNA of Solanum dulcamara, 1282 nucleotides long. Its product is annotated as hydroxycinnamoyltransferase. Bases 19 to 1122 code for a protein of 367 amino acids. The record is from RefSeq and is a predicted model, not a curated record. NCBI's taxonomy places the organism in Eukaryota, Viridiplantae, Streptophyta, Magnoliopsida, Solanales, Solanaceae. Gene Ontology annotation, molecular function: acyltransferase activity, transferring groups other than amino-acyl groups. The transcript is spliced from 3 exons.
UCUUCAAAUAUUUUGAAAAUGUCAACUUGCAAUGGAAAUGGAGCUCCAAUUUUUUCACCCAAGUUGCAAGUUGAAGCAAUCCAAACUGUGAUACCAAUGAAGAUAACUGAUCCUCGAUUUUCGAGGCGAAUCGUGUUACCUGACAAUUUUGACUUAGGUAAUCUACAAAGGCGAUUUCACAUGGUUUUGUACUAUAACAAAGCGUCAGAGACGGAUUCAGGAUGGAUAAUCGCUGGUUGGUUUAAGGAGUCAUUGGGAAGCGCAAUAGUUGAAAGUCCAAUAUUUGCUGGAAGAUUAAGAAAAUUAGAGGAUGAUUUAGAAUUAGUUUCAAAUGAUUCUGGUGUUAGAAUGCUUGAGGCUAAUUUCCCAAUGAAUAUGGAUGAUUUUAUUGAUCUCAAGAAGAAGGAAAAUGUAGAAAAUGAACUUGUUUAUUGGGAGGAUAUUCAUGAAACAAGUCCUCAAUUUUCUCCCCUUUUCUUAGUCCAGGUGACAAAUUUCAAGUGUGGAGGAUACUCAAUUGGGAUAAGUUGUAGCCUAUUUCUAGCAGACCCUUUUGCCAUGACAAGUUUCUUGAAAUCUUGGUCCAAAAUUCACAACAACCUUGUCUCACAAAUUGACUCACCAAAAAUACCAGCAUUUUACACACCAAAUUUCACAAAAAAUGGCUCUUCACCAACUCUAUCUACUACUAGCCCAAAAUCAAAAAAUCAAAUCACCAAUACUCUAAUUUUCAAGAAUCCCAAAACCCCUUUGAAAAUGAACAACAAUGAAUUCCUCAAGAAUCUUGCAUCAAAAUGUAUUGGAAAAUCAGAGGAAAUAAAUGCAAAAAAUAUUUCUUCAAAUUUUACCUUUUUAGUGAAAGAGAAUUUUGAAAAUUUUAAGGUGGAAAAUUGUUCCAGAGAGGAGAUAAUUAAGGAGGAGGAAAGUGGAUUAUUAUCUAUAAUUUCAGCAAAUUGGGAUGAUUUAGGAGCUGAUAAAGUUAGAUUUAUUGAAGGAAAUGAGGCUAUUCAUAUUUCAUGUUGGAUUAUUAAUGGAGAAAAUAAUCAAGAUCUUGUGAUGAUUAGUCCAACUCCUGAUGAAGACACCUCUGAACUAAACAUUAUAACUACAAUCUCUAAUUAGGAAAUGGCCCCUUCAUAAUGACCCGUGAUAUAAGGGAAUCACAAGCCUCACAAUCACAGAGAAGAUAUCAGCAUGCACCAUAAAACCCAGGCAUCUACAUAACACGAGAGAACAGACUGACUACUUGGAGAGGGGCGCCUAGGUAACGGAGUUCACGAGG